ACCCACAUGGGAACAUGGGACCCAAAAAUAGCCACAUGACAGUGACUGUUCAGAGAAGUUCCUCUUUUAACUCUCACGAUCCAACACUUCCCAAUCCUGCUUUUCCUUCAACUCAUAUUGUCGUAUGUGUUGUGAGAAUGAAGUUUAUCUCAGAGAAUGUUGUUAUUUCUAUCAGGAACAAAGCGGGAUCCUUCCAACGGGCCUUUAAACCCCUGCUGCUUCACCUCUGGGAUGUUUACUCGGCGCCCGCGCCGGCCGGCAGGGACGUCCCGACCCUCCUGGCUCUCUGCCUCGCGCUCACCGUCGCCACCGGCGGCCUGCUGCACCGCUGGCUGUCAAAGACCCUCGAGUACGGCGGCGGGGCGUCGGCCGGCGCCGCCUGCCUCUACGGCGCGGCGGCGUUCCUGCUCUCGUCCCUGUGUCACCCGCUGCGCUGCGUGCUGACCCUGAGCCUGCCCACCGUCUGCACCGGGCAGGGACGCAGGCUCCUCAUCGCGGCCUCCGUCAUGAUCCUGGCGUCCAACGUGGUCCCCAACAUCACAGCCAACGUUGGGGCGGUCGCUCGCGCCUUGAAGUGCACGGCCGAGGGCUUCGCCAAGACGCUGUUGAACGCCACGGGGCCCCUGGACGAGGCCAAGCGGGACCUCGUCCAGGAGGCCGUCAAAGUGAAGCGGGAAGACUUGGGCGUCGUCGCCCACCUGAGGGAGCUGGAUCGUUUCACGCGCGUCGACGUGUCGGAUGUCAAGAGCAGGUUUGCCGAGGCGAUCGCGCAGAUGGAGGCGCACUUCUCGGGGGCCAGGAACCUGCUCGGAGAAUACAAGCUGCUGUCGAGCCGCAUCCUCGCUGCCGUUUUUGUGGCUGCGCUGAUCUUUGAAUCCGCCCGCUACUUAAGAUCCUAUCUGGCAUCGGUGAAGUUUGACAAUGGCUCCAUCUCCAAAGGUCUCCCGCAUAGGGCGAAAAACAAAACCAACCCCACGAGCUGCAGGAUUACCAGUCAGGAAUGUGCCGCGUGUUUUGUGUCGCUGGUUGUGGUGACAUUAUAUUUCACCGCAAUCACUUUGAUCGUAGCUUUGGAUUACGUCGUGUAUCACAUUGUUCAUGCGACCCUUCCGUGGAUGCUGGACUUUCAACCCACAUCUGCCAGCAUAAGUGUGUCUUACAAGGUCCACUGGUUCCCCCCUGCCUUCUGCAUCAUCCCACAAUCCUGCGUCACGCGGGAGCUCGCGAACUUCCACAGGGUUUACGAGUGGACUUUCAACCCCGAGCCGUCGCUGUGCGAGGCGGCGACCUCGGCUCCGAGCCCGGGGGUCGCCCUCGUCCUGGGAUGUCUCUGGGCCGUGAGCUACUCGCUGGUGUUCCUCGAGGUUUACGCCAGGCGGCUGCGCGGAAAGAUCUCCGCCUCCUUCUUCAGAGAGAGAGAGCAGAGGAGGACGGAGUACAUGGCGAAGAAAAGCGCAAGCCAAGCGGAGUGGGAGCAAGCAGAGGGAGGUGGAGGUGGAGCCCCCGUCGUCGACUAGAGACACCCCGAAAGCCCAUAUUCUUGUUGAGUUGAGUGCUCCCGAGGAGCAGAUGACACUGCACGAAAGCGUGAAUGAAUGGAUGAAUCCAGACAUGUGCUGUAAUGCCCGUUGAGGGGUUACCAGGCCUAGAGAAGUUGAAAGUAAUGCCGUCCAUCUGCCCCUCCACUAGGUUUGGCUCUCCACAACAUGCAACCAUUAGGGGUCCUGAGGGGGAUGUGGCGUUGAGGGGGAACUGUAGCAGUCGGAGGUGAACAUUUCCCACUGAACCUUCCGGCAUGAUUUCCAAACCCCACGGGCAAAAUACUUAUUGCUUGUUACCCACAGAGUUGUUGGGAGUUUCAGUUUUUAAGGUCAUCAUUCGCUGCUCUUCUUGUGUCUGUUCUUGCUCAACAUGAACUGAAGAUAGAGCAUCCUGUGUCGGAACCCCCCUUCCUGUGCAGGCGCCUCACCCACCCGACACAUAAACCCUGAUGUGGUUUUUAUCGACGCGCCGUGUCACCUGCGCAUUAUGCAACCAUUUUUCAACGGUUUUGUUGGGUUUUACAUAAAUGUCACAGAGUGGUUCAGUAUAAACUUUAGUUAUUUCUGGUUUGUUUUCCCCCUCGGUCCCACUAGAUGCCACUAUGGCGCCGUGAACGGAUGCGGAUGGAGAACAAUAUGUACCUCCUGUUGGGAAAUGAACAGCAAUAGAUUGGAUCUUACAGUUUUCAUGAAUAUUUUAUUGGUCUAGAUGACUUUUAAAGAUUAACUGAAUCUAUUUCACGUGCCCAUCGAAUUAUUCACCCGACUAUUUUAGUCCGUGUGCCCUUACGAAAAGAAGAAAAAAAAACGUUUUUCUCUGAAACGUUUUGCAUUUUUAUCAGAACACCUCUGCCGAAGACUCCCAUGAGCCCUCAGGAGUUUAUUUUAGGAUACAAUCAAGAAUAAUAAUAGAAUACUUAUUUAUCAUCUAUUUUUAAUUUUAACUUUUUGUCCACUUUGUCCAUGUUUGUGUAACGAUGAGACACGGAAAUGUUAAACUAUUCAUGUAUUUUCCAUGUGUUGCUUUGUGUGUGUCUCUGGGCUCAUUGCUGGUGGAAAUGCAGUCAACUGAAUGAUCAAUGAUUUAAAAAAUGUAAAUAAAGUGUAGCA
This is a messenger RNA of Pungitius pungitius (ninespine stickleback), 2651 nucleotides long. It is a transcript of the gene ocstamp, whose product is annotated as osteoclast stimulatory transmembrane protein. The transcript is spliced from 3 exons. Gene Ontology annotation, cellular component: membrane. The coding region runs from base 15 to 1517 and encodes 500 amino acids. The record is from RefSeq and is a predicted model, not a curated record. Lineage: Eukaryota; Metazoa; Chordata; Actinopteri; Perciformes; Gasterosteidae.